ACCGAGGACGCCCAGGUCCGCUACUUCCUCCUGGCGCCGCUGUGUCUGCGCGAUCCUCGCCCCAACUUCUGUCGCCUCGCAGGGUGUUUUCCUGGGAGAGAACCUCUUUCCAAUUUGAAAAGUCGCGGAUCUUAAUGCAGCUUCAAGCUAUAGAGCCGUGGGCUACCUUGUAAUCGAUAAAAAGAUAUGUUUAGACCUCGGCUCAGGAGAGCGCACCCUUGGGGCUUUCUUCGCACGUAGGGGAGAUUCUUGCUCUUUUCUAUUCAUUGUGGCGACUUUAAGUGAGGGUGGGCGGUAGGGCCAACCCUCUUGGAGCGGGCGGGAGAGGGCGGUGGCCACGGAGGUUCCCCGCGCAGUGCCUCCUCGGCUGCCCGUUGGGGCGUCGGCAGGAGUGGCCCCGACAGAAGACCAUGGGGACAUAAAAGGCGCGGCGUCUCGCCAAGGGGCCCGCGUGGGGAGGGUCGGCCCCGAACCCUGUUAGGGCUCAGCGCCAGGAGACCCCUAGCCCCAGAGCCCGCCCUGUCCCGGGAGGUCCCCGCGGACGCCGCCCAGUUCGGGUGGCACUCAGCGGAGCCGGGGCCGGGAAAGCCGCGUGGGCGCCAGGGGGGUCGCCCGCCUUCCAGAACUCGGCCCUCCGUGUCCGCGUGGCGGCAGGCUCCGUCCUGGCCCAGGCAGGAGGAGGAGCGGCCCCGCAUCGGGGUGGCCCAGGGAGGCCGGACACAACCCGGAGCAGGAGGCUGAGGGCCAGCCAGAGGGCAGAGGCUGAAGCCAGAAACUGGAGUCGUCGGGGACAAAGUGCAUUUUCCCUUUCCUUUCACUUCCUGACGGGCAAAAGCAGAUUCGUGAGCCCGGGACCAUCUAAAAUGUUCAGACACGUAGGUAAUAACGUUUGCUUGUGAGUUCCGGAGAUCGGCCUGGAGAAAGCCGGCUGGAGGUGGGAGGCCAGCGGGACCGGAGGUUUGCAUCUAACAGAAUGUGAAGGGGACCGGAUAACCUAGGACGCACGAGAAUUGCUAACCGAUAAAGAUGUACGACUGAGGGAGCAGAGACUUCCAUGGGAAAACCUGUCCAGGAAUGGAGCCAACGCAAAGGAAUACAGAACUGACAGAGGCUUACAGGAUGGCCUCAGAGCUGGAACAGUUAUGCUGCCAUGUUAAUGAAAAGAUUGGCAAUAUUAGAAAGACCCUGUCGCUGAGAAACCUUGGCCAAGAACCUACCUUGAAGAAUGUAUUAAAUAAAAUAGGAGGCGAGAUCUUUGCAGUAAAUGAACUACUAAAUAAAUUGGAAUUGGAAAUUCAAUAUCAAGAACAAACCAACAGUUCCCUUAAGGAACUCUGUGCAUCUCUUGAAGAAGAUUAUAAAGAUGUGGAACAUCUCAAAGAAAACAUCCCUUGCCAUUUGCCUCAAGUAACCGUAACCCAGAACUUGGUUAAUGGGUCCGAUGUGGAACCUGAAGAGCUAGUCAAAGUUGAGGAACCUGCACCCAUGAAGAAGCCCCCCAAAGAACAAAGAAGUAUUAAGGAAAUGCCACUUGUCACUACCGAUGAGUUUAAUGGUGUUCCUGCGUACAUGAAAUCCCGCUUAACCUAUUGUCAAAUUAAUGAUGUUAUUAAAGAAAUCAACAAGGCAGUAAUUAGUAAAUACAAGAUCCUCCAUCAACCAAAAGCAUCUAUGAAUUCUGUGACCAGAAAUCUGUAUCACAGAUUUAUUAAUGAAGAGACAAAAGAUACCAAAGGUCAUUAUUUUAUAGUGGAAGCUGAUAUAAAGGAGUUCACAGCUUUGAAAGUUGACAAGAGAUUUCAUGUGAUAAUGAACAUUUUACGACACUGCCGGAGGCUAUCGGAGGUCCGAGGGGGCGGACUCACCCGCUAUGUUAUAACCUGAGGCCCUUGUGAGCUUUUGAACUGAGCAGCGGUAGAGUAUGCAGGCUAUCCUGGAAUUGCCAUAUAUAUAAUUUUGUUAGCUACUUUAUUUCCUUUCUCUGUUUUGUAUGAAAAUACAACUUAUUUUUGGAUAAAGCUUAUGUAUUUCAGAGUUCCAUUUCUUUCAGCAAAUAUUUAACCACCUGUCUAAGCCUCUGUACUAGGUACAUAAUUGAACUAAGUGGUGCUCAUAUCCAGUUGUUGUGUUUAGUGAGCAGUAAUGAGACCCUAAUGAGAUGGGUGCAGUUGUGACAUUGGAGGAAAAAGGUUAAGAAGAUAAAAUCAAGGAUACUCAGGCCCUCUGGAAUAAAAGGUCAUUGGUGUCUAAACUCCAUCAGCAGCAUCGCCAUCUGUGGGCAACUUCCUAGAAGUUGGAUUCAGAGGCAGCUUAUCCGCCUGAUGAUUUGUGCUUCUUGAAUGUCCUGAGGGAGCAGCUUACCUGAAAUGCAUUUCAUAUAAACCAGUCUGUAAACCUCCAACUGUAAUCAGAGAGUAAUAAAAGAGCAUUGAGCUGAUGUCAAACUGUGGUAGAAUAAGGAACGUGUGUUUGAUCUUUGCUCCCCAGUUUCCUGUGCAGAGCUCCUGAAACCCUGGGAAUGUUCCGAGUGUUGGGGGUGUACCUUUAGUUCUGGCAUUUGGCCUUUGACCCCAGUUCCUGACACAGACCUCCAGAAUCCCUUUGGAUUUCCUGGUGUAGAGGUGUGUUCUGUUCUCAUGAGGCUGCGCUCGCUGGCUCCUGGAGAGCUUGAGGGUGGCCAUAAAGACCCAGCUGUGAUGGAAGCUUCCAACUUUAGCUUCCCUGGCCUGUCCCACCCCCUAGCGGGGGUGGGGGGGCUGGAGAUUGAAUUAAUAAUCCAUCAUGCCUGUGUGAUGAAGGCAUCAAAACCCAUUCACUGUGGGGUUUGGAGCUACUGGGCUGGUGAACAUCUGGAUGUCUGCAGGUGCACUCCAAAUCUACAAGGACAGAGUUCCUGCCCCCAGACCCCUCUAAGACCUUGCCCUGAGAACCUCGUCAUCUGACUGUUCAUACGUCUGAGUGCUUGAGCGCAUCCUUUGUAAUACAGUGGUAAAUGGAAGCAAAGUGGUUCCCUGGGUUCUGUGAGUCAUCCUGUUGUCAAACCUGAGGUGCCAGUGGGAACCCCUGAUUUGUAGCCCAGUUGGAGAGAAGGGGGGAAACCUGGGACCCAAUGGUUGUGAUUGGUGUCUGAAGUGGGGGUCAGUCUGGCGAGACUGAGCCCUCAGGCGAAAUCUGUUCUAACUGCAGGCAGUUGGAAUCAGAUUGAGUUGUAUGACAUCCAGCUGGUGUCCGGAUAUCGGAUGAUUGACUGAUAAGGAAAAAAACAUCACGCAGUUGGUGUCUGCAUGUGAAGGCUGCAUAGGAUAAAACAGUUUUCCCCAGUGAGAGGAAACAUGAUGAAAUAGCAUGUGUGAGCGGGUUGAAGGUGGUCAUGGGAAACGGGUUAUUAGAUUGCAAAAUCUUAGCGUGUUUCUCCUCCACACCCGGGGAGACUGCGGCGUGUCCGUGGCGGUGCCAUCUGCUGGCGGGCUUAUCCCUGCAGCAGAGCGCGUCUCAGCAGGCCCUGUGGCCUGGUUACCACCUGGUCACACACUGCCUGGUAGACACUCGGAUCUGCUCUUAGCCUUCCUUCCCCCUAAUAUACAUACAUACAUACAUACAUAUAUAUAAAUGUUUAAUCUUUCAUGCCUUGAUCUAAGUAAAAAUAAUGGCAUUAUUCUUUGUUUUGAGUUUUGCUUGAUUUUUCUCUGAUUUGCUUGGUUUUUCUGUUUAAAAUAUUUCUUUAUUAAACACCAUGUCAAUAAGUUGGUUUUGUUUUUGUUAAAUUAAUAGUGAGGUGAAUGCUUCCAUAGCCUUGGAAACUCAUGACAGGAGCCUCGGGUGGUUACUGACACCAUAAAUAAGAGUGUCAAUUGUUAAAUCAACAACAGGAGUCACUGUGCACUUGCUCCCCAUGUAAGACCUCUGUCCUUAAUGUGUUGUACUAUGAGAAUUAACAUUAAAACUAGUCUUCAAACAGUA
This is a messenger RNA of Oryctolagus cuniculus (rabbit), 3960 nucleotides long. The record is from RefSeq and is a predicted model, not a curated record. Lineage: Eukaryota; Metazoa; Chordata; Mammalia; Lagomorpha; Leporidae.